AUGAUGCCUAACAACUAGUACUAGAGUCCGUAAAGUUCUUAAUUGCCUGUACAAAGUUACAAGUACUUGGAAGUUGUGCGUGAAGAGGAUGCUGAAGAUGAGAAACCAACACAUAUUUUUAGCGAAAAUCUAACGGAAAGCCAAACAAGAAUGCUUACUGCCUACACAACUCCAAUGAAGAACAUUAAGCGAAAUGGAGGCAAUUCAUCAUCUUCAGGAAGGAGUCCCUUUUAAGAGCUCUAAAAAUCAAGUUCCAAUUAGGUAAUUCAAAUUACAGAAUGUUUAGAAAAUAUUAACAACUGUAACCCCAAACAAGAAUUCAGUUUUGAAGUUCAGAUGACAUUUUUUUUAAUUUGCAUUUCCCCUUAUUAAAAUGCAUUUACUGUAAUAAAUUACUUUUUCACCCUAUAUCCAAUAUAAACUUUUCAUUUAAUAAUAUUUGAUACCAUAAAUUAAUCUGCAAUUUCAAUACUAUUCAUUUCAAACAAGUAAUUCUAUACUUCUUCCCCUCUCUCUCAAUAAUUAUAAGGAGGUGAAACUCUAUAGUUUAUAGUAUACAUUUCAAUUGAACAAUAAUUAAUAUUUAAAGUAAUGUAAUAAAUUGAUUAAUUCAUAAAUUUUGUUGGAUUAGAGGCGUGUGAUUACGAAAAAACCCUGAUUGGGAUCUCACAUUAUCUGGGAUUCAGAAGGCCAAGCUAUCUAGCUUUGCUAUAUUUGUCCUUUUCCCUGUUGCUGAUUUAUUUAAAUAUUCAACCGCAAUUUAUCAGUGACUUUAUUGGAUUUUGUUUUCCAACCUUUAAAACCUUAUAAGCCUUGAAUUCAAUAUAUGACUCUCAGUUGAAAUGGAUAACUUAUUGGAUAAUGUACUCGCUAGUGGUAUUGAGUCACAAAAUUAUUCUUUAUUACAUUCAAGCAUACACUCUCUAUUACAUUUUGAGAAUCGCAGUCUUUAUAUACUUGUUUUCAAGUGGAGCAGAAAAAUUGUAAUAAUCAAUAGAAAUCCUAUACAAGAAGUAUUCUUAGGGCAUAGAAAGAAAAUUGGAGGAAUUAAAUUAAAAAUUCACUUUUUGA
Molecule: messenger RNA, 1071 nt
Organism: Paramecium tetraurelia
Lineage: Eukaryota; Ciliophora; Oligohymenophorea; Peniculida; Parameciidae
Exons: 3
Source: RefSeq, a predicted model, not a curated record